Molecule: messenger RNA, 683 nt
Organism: Ziziphus jujuba (common jujube)
Lineage: Eukaryota; Viridiplantae; Streptophyta; Magnoliopsida; Rosales; Rhamnaceae
Exons: 1
Coding region: 272-478 (68 amino acids)
Source: RefSeq, a predicted model, not a curated record
UGCAGCUAAAGAGUAAUGAUCAGCCAUUCCCAAGUGAGUAAUAAUAAAAUCCCAAACAACUCUAAUUCAUAUAAACAAAUAGAUCCUACCUUCCAAACACGUAAAACAGAACCUUCCUUUCUAUUUCUUAUAUGAAUUGCUCUCUCUCCUUUGUAUCAUUUUCUCAAAAACUAUAGUGCCCCUGCCAACUCUAUUAGUCCAUAUGAUAUAAAAUCCGAAACUACUGAAGACCCAACAGGAAAAUUUGAGAAACAAAAAACCCGGAAACAACAUGGUGGUGUUCUGUUUUCUUGUGGAUCAGAAACGUGAGGUGCAAGGAAGCAAACCGGCCGCCGGAACAUGCUCUCGGUGCGGCAGCGGAGCCAGCGUGGCCGACAUGAGAACAGCCACAAGAUUUUGCUACGUGCCCUUUUAUUGGAAGUCUUGGAAAGCUAUAAUCUGCACCUUUUGUGGAGCUGUUCUUCGAACUUACCGAUGAAUUGUUCAUCAUCUAAAUGUUCAUACAUACAUAUAUAUAUAUAUAUAUAUAUCCAUAUCAACUGUCAACUGUUUUGAGGAUUCCCCUUUUUUUGUUUUUUUCAUUCUGACAAUUUGUAGCGUUAAUUGGCUUUGAGAUUUAUACGCGUUGAUUGGCUUAGAGAUUUGUACAAUCAUAUAAAUAUAGUUACAGUUCCUGAGUUGGA